Aspergillus calidoustus is the source of this 1053-nucleotide messenger RNA. The record is from the annotation of a GenBank genome assembly. NCBI's taxonomy places the organism in Eukaryota, Fungi, Ascomycota, Eurotiomycetes, Eurotiales, Aspergillaceae.
AUGGCCGCCAUCUCCCCUUCGGCCCGGCAAGAUAAUGCACCGUGGAGGAAAAACCUCUCAGCACAUGUCAUUUGUCCUGAGUGUAAAGAGGUCCCGCCAAAUCUGGAAUUUCCAGGCUCCCACGAGACAGUCUGCGGCUCCUGCGGUCUAGUUCUUGCAGAUCGCGAAAUCGAUAUGCACUCAGAGUGGCGAACUUUCUCCAACGAUGAUCAGAACAACGAUGAUCCUUCCCGUGUUGGAGACGCCAUGAACCCGUUGUUGAAUGGCGAUCAACUUGAGACCCAAAUCGCCAGUGGCGGUUCUGGCCGAGCCCGUGAUCUUUACCGUGCGCAAAACAAACAAUCCAGCGAGAAGGCAAACAAGUCUCUUCUUGCUGCUUAUAAGGAGAUUGGUGCCCUUUGUGAUGGAUUCGGAAUUCAGAAGAAUGUGGCCGACACUGCAAAAUAUCUUUUCAAGAUAGUCGACGACGCAAAGGCUUUCAAGGGCAAGUCUCAGGAUGUAAUUAUUGCCGGGUGUAUUUUCAUCGCUUGCCGCCAAUGCAAAGUUCCACGUACUUUCACCGAGAUCUUUGCUGUCACCAAAGUCACAAGAAAGGAAAUUGGGCGCAUUUACAAGGCUCUAGAGAAGUUUUUCACCGCUCAGAACCUGGAACGUGUCAAUGCAGUCGUCUCAAGCGGCGGUGUUCCAGAUCCCAAUGACACGUACACGGCAACAACUUCAACAAAGCCCAGCGACCUGUGCAAUCGUUUCUGCAAUCUGCUCGACCUACCGUAUCAAGUUACAAGCGUCUCAGUGGCACUAUCGGACCGUGUCACCACAGAGGGCAAUCUUGCUGGACGAUCUCCUCUUUCGAUCGUUGCUGCAUGCAUCUAUAUGGCAUCGUAUCUGAUGGGUCAUCCCAAGUCGGCAAAGGAAAUCUCCCAAGUCGCCCAUGUGAGUGACGGUACCAUUCGAGGCGCCUACAAGCAACUUUAUGGUGACAGGGAGCGCUUGGUUGAUCAAGAGUGGAUUAAAGAUGGGAAGGGCGACCUGAAAAACUUGCCCCCCAGUUAG